CUGUCUGUCGAGCGGCCUGGGCCCCGUUCCCCAGCGCUCGGGUCUCGCCCUCCCCCGCCGCACACCCGCCGCCACUGCCCAGCCAGCCAGUGCAUUAAAGAUUUAACCCGAAGGCACCGUGCUUCCCUCCUGACUGCCGCCGCCGCCGCCACGUGUAGGCUGGGAGCCCCUCCACGUCUAGUUUCCUGUUAUAUCUGAGGGUCCCUCCUCGGGGUCAGGCCCUCGUUACUGCCAGUGAUGCCCUUCACCCCCUACACCUGCAUUCAUCCCUGAGUAGCCUAUAUGGAGGGUUGGUCUUCCCCCCAACUUCAUUCCCACAUUCUUGUGUUCUCGAAACCCCAGCUGUCUGUCUGCUACCACCUUCCUCCUGGCUAAGGCUUUGCCAGAUCUUCUUUUCCUGGGAGUGGAUCUGAAAGAUCUUAAGCCCAGGGUUGUGGAUGUAGGCUGUGAGGGGGGAGCGGGAGAGUCCUAGAAGCUGCCUCCCUCAGCCCGCCAUCGGGAAGAAGAGCCUUAGGACUGUUGGAGGGCUUUCCCUAUAAUGAAUACCCCAACUUCCAGCUCCCCCAGUCUGAUCCCAAGUUUAAAGACACUUGGCAUCACCCCACCUAGAAGUUUUUACUCCUCCUUAGGAGAACCUAAGGGCCACUGUUCCCCAUCAUCCCUUUCUCCCUCUUUCACCCAGUUGACCCACUAUCUCCUAAAGUGCUGAGGGUCAGGGACUCCAGUAGGCCAACACCCCCAUCAGUUAGGGACUGGCCCCCGCACCAGAAAGGGCACUAAAGGAUUAAGUUAAAGAGACAGCCCAGUCUGUAGGCUGGGGGCAAAAGCUAACUUUCAGCCUGGGGCUGCCCCUGCCACGGCAGGUUGUGGCUGAGAAAACCUGGCCCUAUCUAUGGAGAAGCCGAAGGGAAGAGAUGGGUACGUGCCUGGAAGAAUUCAUCUCUUGCCUUCUCAGGUCUCUGGACUGACUGGUCCAAGAGAGACCACAAAGUGUAUGGCAGACAGACAGCUGAUGCAGAUCUGUGACAAGACGAUGGCACCUCAAUCACUGCACCCAAGCUCUGGGCCACAAGUCCAGGCUGCAGGGUGGAGAGAGCCCCUAAGGCCUCUGGCACUAGAAGUUCAAGAUGUCUCUGGGUUGUGUCCACCUUCAGAAAUGGACCCCGGGUUUUGAGCCAUUUUAUCCACAACGUCUACAUCAAGAACCCUAUCCAAAGGGGAGCACCCUGUCUAGCCCUGGGCCUAUACCUCACCAGGAAACGGUCAGAAUUCCUGAGUAUCCACAAGGCAAAUUCCCCGGAAGGGCCUUCAAGUCCCACCCUGGACAGGAGGGAGAAGCUCCAGUUGUUCAGCCCGAGAGGGGGACUAGUUUCUGCCCUUGGAGCCGGCGGUCCCUCCUGAUUGCUGCAGCAGAACGAGAUGCCCAGCAAAGGGAAAGCAGCUUCCACCUCAUCAUCUCCAAGGCACCCCAAAUACCACCAAAAAGGGCCUUUCCCAGCUUCUCUGAAUGUGACUGACACGCCGGCUGAGGGACCCGUUUCCAUCCAUUUCUCCUGAUAAGAUAAGCAGGCUAGGACGGGAAGUGGGGAGGGGAAAAUGAAGGAAAAUUGUGCUGGCUUGCCCUCUGCUCCACCCUACCCACAACACCCCCAUCAGAAUUUGUGUGUGCUAGUCUGACUGGAGUAUUGUGAAAACAGCUGUGUGGCAGUGGGAUUUUGAGUAUAAUUGGGGCUGCAUAAUUCUAUCUGUGGUUGUCUGACCAUGUGAGGUUGAUCGAGUGAGGUGUGACUGUGAAUGUGUAGCUAUGGGUAUAUGAGUGUGAAUGUCCAUCAUUGGAUGCCACUGAGGACUCUUGGCUGCUCUUUUCUUGGCUGCUCUUAUUCAGGCCCCACAUCAUGCACUGUCCCUCUCCCCAGCUUCUCUGCCCAGGGCUUAGGAGCCCAUGGGAAAAGGCUUUCCUAAAAGAGGAAGGGGGUUCUGGCACAGGGGUCUGUGGCAACCAGAGCCCAGGAGUGUCACCGGAUGAGAAAUCCAUCUUCAUCUGCCUCUGACUCACCUGGUGCCCCAGGUUAAAGGUAUCCAGAUAAAAGAUAGGGGAGAAGGAGGAGAGAGAGAGAGAAGUAUCCAGGCUGCGCAGCAUGAAGGAGCCCUCACCCACCAUCAGCCUCCUGCUGCUACUGUUGCUUCUGAUCCCAGACUCGGGAGCAGCAGCGCUACUGCCAUCCAGCACUACCUGCUGUACCCAGCUCUACCGACAGCCACUGUCAAGAAAGCUACUGAGGAAGGUCACCCAGGUGGAACUGCAGGAGGCUGAUGGGGACUGUCACCUCCAGGCUUUUGUUCUUCACCUGCCUCGACGCAGUGUCUGCAUCCACCCCCAGAACCGCAGCCUGGCUCGAUGGUUUGAGCGUCAAGGAAGGAGGUUCCAGAGGACUCUGCCCAACCUGAAUGUUGAUCUAAUAGGGAAAAUGGCCCGGGCCCCCAAUAGCCAAAAUAAUAAAGCUGUACUGAACAAUAAUCUCUGGUUGUGGUCUCCAAGUUCUAUGUAUUCUCCCGUGAGCCCUGAAUCUGAAGCUGAGAGACAUGUUAAUAAACAAAGAACCUCCUCAUUCUCUUUAUUCACACCUUCACAACCCCCACCAGGGGCAAGGCUAACAGCCAAGGACCCACACACACUCCCCAGAUAUCUACAUACAUACAUGCAGAGAACACAUGUUCCCUGCCUCACAUACACAUGGGCACAUAUGGACACAGAUAUACACAUCUAUAAACAUUCCACUGGUGGACCUCUAGCUCUGGGAUAAAAUCAGAGGCCCAGGUACCUUUCAUCUGGCAAGUUGGAACAGAUAGUCUCAUAGAAACGGGCUCCAAACAAAACUUCAGCUGAAACACCUCCCCUCAUGAGGAUCCACUGUCCUGCCUGGGUUCUAUCUGUCCGUCCAUCCAAA
This is a messenger RNA of Myotis brandtii (Brandt's bat), 2948 nucleotides long. It is a transcript of the gene CCL27, whose product is annotated as chemokine (C-C motif) ligand 27. NCBI's taxonomy places the organism in Eukaryota, Metazoa, Chordata, Mammalia, Chiroptera, Vespertilionidae. The transcript is spliced from 4 exons. Gene Ontology annotation, cellular component: extracellular region. The record is from RefSeq and is a predicted model, not a curated record. Gene Ontology annotation, biological process: immune response; positive regulation of T cell chemotaxis. Gene Ontology annotation, molecular function: chemokine activity. Bases 2139 to 2804 code for a protein of 221 amino acids.